Messenger RNA from Fraxinus pennsylvanica, 714 nucleotides. NCBI's taxonomy places the organism in Eukaryota, Viridiplantae, Streptophyta, Magnoliopsida, Lamiales, Oleaceae. The record is from the annotation of a GenBank genome assembly.
AUGUCAUCAUUCCCUCAUCUUAUCACCACUAAGCUGACUACUGAUAAUUUCCCACUUUGGAAAGUUCAGAUUACAGCUUACCUCCAAGGUCAGGACCUAUAUCAAUACAUCGAUGGCACACUUGUCACUCCACCCGAAACCAUUUCCACUACCGAUGCUGAUGUGUUCUCCCCUAAUCCAGCUUUUGCCUCUUGGAAGAAAACGGACAAAUUAGUUCUUAGUAUCCUUUUCUCUUCCAUCUCUGAAAUAGGACUGGGUCAUGUCCUCUCUUCCAAGAACUCUCGUGCUUUAUGGCAAGCCCUUCACUCUUUGUUUUCCCAUCAAUCUCAGGCCAAGCAGUUCCAAUCCGCUAGCUCACCAAAUAUUGAGUCCAGCUCCCAACCCAGUACACCUAUUUCUUCACAGGUCCACCUUCCACUUUUUCCUCAAUCAAUUCUUGGCCCUGGCCCAAGCCCAACCUCUAAUCAGCCUUUGACAGUCUCUUCCAUACUCGAUACCUUUGAAAUCACCAAUCCCUUUCAAAUACCUAACUCUGCAACUCUCAAUUCCUCUGAAAACCCCAUUGUCAUCCCUCCUCGUUCUCCUAUAAUGACCCGUUCACACACUAACUCCUCACGUCCUCGUGUUCGUAUGGAUGGUACCAUUCCAUAUCCUUCUCGAGCUUGUUUUAGCACCACGUUCCAGUCCCUAAAAAUCCCAACUCUUACUCUAUAG